AAUCACGAAAUCUCGGGCGUGAACACUCUCCAUUCAGUCCGUGCUCCAUUCUCCAUUUCCUCUUCAAUUCCAGUAGCUCGGGUAGCUCGUCUCGUUUAGUCCUUGGACGAUGAGGCGACUAGCGUAGAAAGAUUUUUCCUUCCCGUUAUGAGACAUGUUUGAGGUGCAUUCUCGCGUACGGGACGAGAAAUGCGGAAUGUUCACAGCGGCGGCAUUUAAUAACGCUUGCGCAUUCGUAUCGAUAAGUUCUAUCCAUCCGUCGCCUAACAGUUUCGGCCUAAUCGCAACAGUUUGAUUUACUUCAAGUUUUCUACUACUUUCACGCUGUAACAAUUGCACAACGUCGAGAUGGCUGAUGAUACGAGCGUACGCGUUGCCGUACGAAUAAGGCCUCAAGUAGCGCGCGAAGUAAUUGAUAUGUGUAGAAUUUGUACCCAAGUACCUCCAGGAGAACCCCAAGUCUUUCUCGGACCAGACAAGGCCUUUACGUAUGAUUAUGUAUUCGAUACCAGCAUUGGACAGUGCACAAUUUACGAAACGUGUGUCGCACGUUUGAUAGAAGGUGCAUUGGAUGGGUACAACGCUACCGUUCUUGCUUAUGGUCAGACAGGCUCUGGAAAAACAUAUACAAUGGGCACUGGGUUCGAUGUGGAAGUUGACGAAAACAUAGUUGGAAUUAUUCCAAGAGCCAUUAGACACCUGUUCGACGGUAUCAUGGAGAAACAGCAACACGCUCGAGAACGUGCACAAAUGCCUCCGGAAUUUAAGGUUACAGCACAAUUUUUGGAAUUGUAUAACGAAGACUUGAAGGAUUUGCUAGAGCCCGGUGGUCCUCGAGGUGGUGCUCGAAUUCACGAAGAUCCCUCGGGCAAUAUACACUUGGCUGGCGUGGAACCGAGGAUCGUCACUAGUCCAGAAGAAGCGUUAGAGUAUUUAAGAUUAGGGGCACUAUCGCGGACGACUGGAUCCACCCAAAUGAACACCCAAUCGUCGAGAUCGCACGCGAUAUUCACGUUGUACAUAAAGCAACAGAGGUGUAUCAAAGUUGAAGAUCCGGAUGCUGAUGUUGACACGAGUGGCACCGAACCAGCUAGCGAGUUCGAAACUUUAACUGCAAAGUUUCAUUUCGUUGACUUAGCUGGUUCGGAGAGACUGAAGAGGACUGGUGCCACGGGGGAUAGAGCGAAAGAAGGAAUAUCUAUAAAUUGUGGUUUGCUGGCACUGGGUAACGUAAUUUCCGCGCUUGGUGACAAAUCAAAGAAAGCUUUACAUGUACCGUACAGGGAUUCAAAGCUGACGAGGCUGCUGCAAGAUUCGCUAGGAGGCAACAGUCAAACUGUCAUGAUAGCCUGUGUAUCGCCAAGCGAUAGAGAUUUCAUGGAAACUUUAAGCACAUUGAAAUAUGCGAACAGGGCGAGAAAUAUAAAGAACAAAGUUAUGAUUAAUCAGGAUAAAAGUUCAAGAACCAUUGCUUCUCUUCGAAGAGAAAUACAGCAGCUUCAAUUGGAAUUAAUGGAAUAUAGACAAGGCAAAAGAGUUGUUGGCGAGGACGGUAUCAACGAUGCUUGGCACGAAAACCAAAUGUUGACUAGCGAACUGCAAAGUCUUCGCACUAGAGUAAAAGCUCUCUCGGAGACAAUUGAAGCAUUGACAGCAAAAAAUGUUCUUCUGCAGGCAGAAAAAGCUGCUGGUCAAUGGUUAUCGGCGACGGGUGACAAUCCUGAAGUAACAAGUUUGAUACAGGGAUACUUGCAGGAAAUAGAAGAGCUGAGGGCUCGCCUGUUGGAGGCGGAGGCCAUGUAUCAGCAAUUAAAGAAACGACAAAUGCAGGUGAACGCGGCUAAUCCCUAUGGUGAUUCUGGAUAUACGUUUCACAGUGAUUCUACGUCAGUAUUAAACGAUGCUAAGAAGGAGCUGAAGAAAGAAAUGGAAACAUUGAACGCGUUGAGAGAGCAGCAAGCACACGCUACCAAUACUGCCAGUAAAACAGGAGAAGACGGAGAGGGCGAUGACGCGGAAGCCGGACAAGAUUCCGUUAGCGAAGAUGAAUCGGACGAUGAUUCAGAUAGGAAAGAAGAAGACGAAGAGGAAGCAGCUAUGGGCCGCGAAUUAGAGGAUCUAACAUCUAACAUCGACGUGAAGCAACGGUUGAUACAAGAACUCGAACUUUCGCAACGACGAUUGCAAAGUCUGAAGCAACAUUAUGAGGACAAGCUUGCUCAAUUGCAAGCUCGCAUCAAGGACACUCAAGAAGAGAGGGACAAGGUGUUACAGUCUCUGCAACAGCAGCCGACGCCGCCGACGGAGAAAGUGAAGAAGUUGCGCGAUGAGUACGAGAAGAAACUUACGGCGAUGCAAAAAGAAUUGCGUCUUAUCCAAACUAUGAAGAAGGAACACGCGAUAUUGCUCAAGAGUCAGUCACAGAACGAGAACAGAUUGAGGGGUCUUCGAAACGAAUUGGCAGAGAUGAAGAGGACGAAAGUGAAACUGUUGAACAAGAUGCGCGAAGAGGCACAGAAACAUAAAGAGAACGAGCUGAAACGCAACAGGGAGAUAGCGCAGCUGCGUAAGGAGAGCAGGAAGAACGCUAACAUGAUCCGUACGCUCGAGGCAGACAAAAGAAUGAAGGAGGUAGUGCUGAGGCGAAAGCAGGAAGAGGUGUCGGCGUUGAGGAAACGAGAUAGAGGCUUGAGUCAGAAAGCAGCUGGUAGAGCACCGCCUAAACCGAUAAAUCCAAAAGCGUUGAGGCAGAGGUGGCAAACGUUUGAAAGGACGAUUGCCAAACAAGCGCUGGCUAAACAAGCAGCCGUGGAAACGGAGAGAGAAAUGGAAAGACUUCUUCAAGAGCGAGAGGAACUGGGUAGAGAGCUCGAGAAGCUACAGAAGCACAGGCAUGCUGUGGCAAGCGUCAGGGGAGACACGACCGACGUGGACGAAGAGAUUGACAAUGUCAGGAGUAAGAUCAGCUACUUGCAGGAUAGUAUUUCCGAGUGCCAGCGCGAUAUGAUGGAAAUGGGAGACGCGGAAGGCGAGAGCGAACCCGGCGUCGAAGCUCUCAUAUCGACAAUUCACUCGGUGGACGAGGCUCAAUACUUGUUACAAAGGAUGUUAGCAUUUACCGUCGAGCAAAGCUGUGUAGCUGCUCAGAAGCAGCUCGAAGUUCGGGACAUGGAAUCGAGAUUGAAUCAAGUGGCGCAAGAAAGCGAUGUACAGCAUCAAUUAUUGGAACACGUAUUGCGGGAUAGAGAUCUUUUAUCUCUUACAAACAAUCAUCAUAACAAUACGAUGAACUACAGCCCUCCAAGCUCGCGGAGUUCGUCGCCAGAUAAUGAAAAUUACAGCCAAGUGAUAAUGGGAGAGGAGAGGCAGCGAAAUAAUAAGGUGCGACGAAGAACCACACAACCCCAAGAGCUUCUUUAUGGAGUUCAAGCUAGCCCAGAUAAUCUAAAGGCAGAGGAACAAAGUCAAAGCCAUAAUCACCCUCUUACCAGGGUUCCUAGUGCACCUGGGAGCCUGAAGGGACUGGUCUUGACAAGAAGUCAUGGCACAAUAGCUGGUGGAUCUCCGACUCUAAGUCGGCGGGACAGCACAUCGCCAAGGCCACAACGAAGACCGCUACACCCUGGCGGAGGCUCCAUGGAACAGGUAGCACAUACAGACGUGUCGUCACCGCCUGGAUCUCCGACCACUUACCGACGAUUCAACAGUCGCGAGGAGAAUGUUUUCUCAAGAUUAACUGCAAGCCGGCAACCCGCGUCGACUGAACCACAGCCCAUGAAGGGAAUUAUCUCUCAAUACCAAGGCAAGACACAGCCACGCGCCGUUCUUCAAUGCACUCACGUAGCCGAGGGCCACAGUAAAGCUGUUCUAACGAUAUAUGCUACGCCAGACUUGCUCUUCAGUGGUUCGAAAGAUCGAACGGUAAAAGUGUGGGACUUGGGGACAGGAAUCGAGAAUCUAACGUUAACAGGUCACCCGAACAACGUCGUAGCAGUGAAAUACUCGUCGGUGAACAAUUUGCUGUUCAGCGUUUCUUCGGCCUACGUGAAGGUUUGGGACUUGCGAAAGGGCAACAAUUGCGUUAAGACUUUGUUCUCGUCUGGUCAAGCACAAUGUGGGGCGAUCGCAUUAUCGACACCGUCUAGAAUGGUUCAAGUUCCUGUCGGCGAGACGACUAUCAAUGAUUUGGCUCUUAGCAUAGAUGAACAGGAGUUGUAUACCGCGUCGAGCGAUAAAGUUCGAGUGUGGGAUCUUCGUAAAUUAACGCAUACUGGGAGAUUGAGCACGCCCCAUACCGCGGCGGUGAUGUGUCUGGCUGUCGCCGAAGAUGGCAGAGUGAUAACAGGAAGUAAAGAUCAUUUGAUAUCUCUGGUGGAGCCGAACGCGUCCGGACAGUCCAUUAGUUUGACACCACCGCAUUACGAUGGCGUUGAGUGCCUGACGACUUGCGAUUCGACUCUAUUUUCUGGCUCAAGAGACAUGUGUAUCAAGCGAUGGGAUCUAAGCCGAAUGGAACUAGUCCAAUCACUGAAUAAUGCUCACAAGGAUUGGAUCCUUGGCUUGUGCACAAUUAAUAACGGAUCUGUGAUGAUAUCGGGAUGCCGAGGAGGAGUUCUGAAGGCAUGGUCUGUACCAAAGGAUCAAGCGGAUUGCACUCCGAUAGGAGAGGUCCGAGCCCAUGGUUCGGCCAUUAAUGCCGUGAACACUAAUCAACAGCAUGUUUUCACUGCAAGCAAUGACGGAACGGUGAGGCUGUGGAGCUACUAUAAGAGAGAUGCAAGAACUUUCCAAAGAAGCAACUCGUUAAAAAGCUAAUACUUGCACCUAUUGGAACUAUUGUUUUUGUUUCGUAACGUAUACACUCUUCUUUUUAAUUUAUUUAUUCAUUUACGUUGACUCUCAAGAUGCUAGACAUAAUUAACGUAACGAUUUUCAAUGAUAAUGCACCCAACGUAUUGCCUGUUGACUGUAUUAAUUUUUUGCUAAUACUUUUUGUUUUAUAACAUAUGUGAAUGUGUUUCUAAGGAUUGUAUGACUUGAGUUUCAUGUCUACUGCCUUAAUAGAUAUACGUAUACAUACGCAUACGCACGCGUAUAAGCAUUUCGUGUGUACAGAGUUUAUAAAUAGCGAUUUUUAAAUAACGUUUCUUAUACUACAUAGAAAAACGAAGUCCAAAGGCUUAAGUAAUAUACUAGAGAAAAAAAUUAAUUCAGCGAAUUAAGUGCAUUAUCGCGAGUUAAGUGCAGAAUAGAUAACAAAUUUAGUUAAUAAGAACAAAUUUGGUAUUACCUAGCAUUUAUUUUAUUAUGAACAUGAAGGUGGUAAUAAUUAUAAUAUUUACUCUUAGUACAAACAA
Ceratina calcarata is the source of this 5357-nucleotide messenger RNA. It is a transcript of the gene Klp31E, whose product is annotated as kinesin-like protein 31E. The record is from RefSeq and is a predicted model, not a curated record. Bases 349 to 4815 code for a protein of 1488 amino acids. Lineage: Eukaryota; Metazoa; Arthropoda; Insecta; Hymenoptera; Apidae. Gene Ontology annotation, molecular function: microtubule motor activity; microtubule binding; ATP binding. Gene Ontology annotation, biological process: mitotic spindle organization; microtubule-based movement; spindle elongation. The transcript is spliced from 15 exons. Gene Ontology annotation, cellular component: microtubule associated complex.